ACCGGCGAUGGAAAAAAAAAGCAUGCUUACGUGAUUGAGCUCUUGUUCGGCCACGGACCUGUUCGGAGAGUAGACCGUGGCUCCCAGUAGAUCGGAGAGUUUCUUCAGGUCCAUUGUUAAUGUUUUAAUGUGUGGCGUCAACCUGUUUAUAAUGUGGUACGUCGAUGUUGUAGCGAUGCGCACACGUAGCGUACUACUAUCAGAAAUAUGUGUGCACUGUAAGUGCGUGCUCACGGAUGAGUGACGACAACGAUGAACGAAAAGAGAUGAACUCAAGGCGGAGACGGGUGCUAAGUGCUGUUCAAUUUGAACAACGAAUCACGUGACAUCAAAAAUCGCAUUCCAUUUCACGAUAUUCAGAACCCGAGAACCGCCAUAAUGAAAAUAAUAAUGGUUUUUGUGUUUAUUUUUUUUAUCAACAGUGCUUCCCAAAUAGAGGAAAAAUCGUCCGCUGAUAUCGCCGGAGCCCCUGUCAACCAAUGAACAACAAACAACCAGUCAUUGCCGUGGUACAGUCACUGUUUUCUAGUCUCGACCGCUGAACCACUUGGUGAUCAACGUUGUUUGCACUGUGUAAAGGUGAUCAUAUCAUAUGUUUUUCAUAAUUUCAAUGAUAAUAUAUCGUUUUCUUCAAAACUUUUAUUGUAAUCGGUCAAUAGAAUUGUCUUGCCGUGGAAAACUAUUUCAUUUCAUUUAAACGAAUAAGUUAUCUAAAUCCACAAAUAUCCAUCAUCAUGAGCUACUGGAGAGCCGCAGGACUAAAGUAAUUCCUUUUAAAAGUAACCAUUUCGUAUGCAUAAACUUCUAUUAGUUGUUUAAUAUUCACUACCUAUACGACUACGACAUAAGCCAUUCGUUUCCAGCUUCUGGAUGGUUAUUAAUCUUUUAGAAAUGUCGGCUUUGUAAUUCGGUCCACAUUUGCAUGUCUUGUCUAACUCUUUCAAAGUUCAUCAUUUUGUAAACUACUAAAUAUUGAAAUCGAUAUAUAUUUCUUAAAAAAAAUCUCAUUGUCUUUUGAUAAAAACUAUUUUGUGUCUAAUUAAAAUAAAAAAUAAUUAUUUCGGUAAUUUUUAUUCUAAUUUAUUUUACAAAGUUUUAAUGUUUGAUGAGUGAAGUUUACUGAAAAGUUGUCUUCUUAAAAUUAUAUGAAAAAUUUCACCGAUUAUCUCUACAGUGUACUUAUUAAGUUUUUUUAACGUUAAGAAAAUACAGUCAUUUAUUAUUUUAAUAAAACUAUACAAGUAAAAUUAAUAAAGUUUAACACAACUCAGACUAUUAUGUUUAAUUUACAUAGCUUAAAAAUAGUAAACUAAAAACCAUUUCAUUUUUUCUUUGAUUCUAGCUAUGUUACAUAUUCUAACAUAGCUGCCAAAAUUGUCCGAAGGGUGUUAAAGCCGGAACUCCAAGCCAAUGCAAUCAAGCGUGAUGAAACACAUGUAAAGUUUACUCCGUGGAUCAAGGGAAAGCCAUCAAGUAAGUACAUUUUAUUUUAUUAUUGACCUUUUAAACUUAUUAAUGAAUCAUACAUGUGUACUAUGAAAUUUUGUCUAUCGGCAUUCAGGGAAAUUAAAUUGAUUGCUAUGUACAAUUUACUAACUAAAAAUGAAAAACAAAAUAAUGAAUAAAUAUUUUUAAAUCAUAAUAUGUAAAUAAUAUAAAGUAUACAAAUUCAUGAUUAAUACACAGCUGCAUAUGCCUUCUUUUUUAUAGUUUAAUUUUAAAUAUUGUGAUUAGUUAUGUAAGAGUUUCUGAAAAUAGUUAUAUUUUGUCAAACUUUUUGAUUUUCUCAGUUUCGCAUUAUUUCUGUUUAUAACAUAAUUUCUAUUAGACCUGAGUUAUUUUAUAAAUCUUUCACUUAUGGGAGCAGCAGUUUAAAUUCUAAAUUCCUUUCAUUUCUUAUAAUAUUAUUGUUUAAAUAUUCCAGUAUUUAAUUAGAUAAUGGAUAAUACUUUAUGAUUAAUAAAUAACAUGUUAGUAUUUAUUUAUUAAUUUUAAAAAAAUUACACAAACAAUAAAUUUUACUAAAUAAAGUUAAUUUAUGAUGUAUUUCUAAAUAAACAAAUAAAUUGCAAUAUUAUAUUUCAGACGAAAAAGCUUGAAAUUCUAUAAGCUAACUUGUUGAACAUUUUUGUAAUUUUUAGUAAGUUUUAGUGUUUUUAAGUUAAAGCGAGUUCAUUUUUGCAUGGAUAUUUGUUGAAUAAAAUUAUAUCAAAUAAAUACAUUAUGUAACACGUUUUUUUUUCUGAUUGACAACAUUAAUAUAACAGUUUAUAAACUAUUGUAAUUGUAAAAUAAUUCAUAUGGAUAUCAAUAUUUAAUAUUUGCUUGCAAGUUUGUUAUUAUUUUAUAAUUUAUUUUAAUUAAUUCCAUGAUAUUCAAAAUAAUAAUGUUGCCUAAAAACAAUCAGUUUUAUAUUUUAAAAUUAUCAUGGCAUUCUGUAAUACAUUUUUUUUCUACUGAAGAAAACAAUAUAAUUAAAAUUCUUAUUAAAAAAAAAUAUACAAUCAAAUAAUGUUUGAAAAUUUAGAAUAAAUUACUAUUAGACUAUCUAUAUAACUCUAUACAGUUAUAAUUAGAGUCUUGAUUUUUUGGACUUAGUUUGUUAGGCAUGCGUUUUUAGUAGACCUAAUUUUAAUCAUACAGUUUACAGCAAUUUGAAGUUAUGCAUUAAUUUUGCUUUAGUAUAUACUUAAUAGUGUAUGAAAUAAAUACAAUUUUUGAUUAUAAUAAUUAGUGUUCAAUUUUUUUUUUUUUUUUAUCUAAUCAACUAAUUAAUAAUUAUAAAUGUAUAUACAAAUUUGUUUAAUUUACUAUUAUUAUUUUUUUAGAGCCAGGUCAAUAGUUGAUUUAACAAAAAUGAAAGACUACAAGUUUUAAAUGAAAUUCAAUGUAAUAUGUUUUUGUUUAGUUAUAUUUAUUGUAAUAAUUUAGUUAAUAAAUAAUUGCAUAUUAUUUUACAUCAAUUAUGAUAAAGUAUACAUUUGUAUCAAACCAUACUAAGUUGUUUUUUUUUUUUUUUUUUUUGUAGGUCUAAUAAACAAUAUAUUUUAUAAAUACAUACCAUGUUAUAUGUUUGUUUAAAAUAUUGUGCUUGUUUUGAAAAAAAAAAAUCAUAAAUAUAUUUCUUGCUAAAUAGAACUAAAAUAGAUACAGGAUGAUUUAUUAAUUGUGGUCACCCUAUUUUUUUGGAUAAAUUUUGCAUGUAAUCAAAUCAUAUUCUAAAUUUUUGAAUUUUAAAUGUAGUUAAAGCUGAUAUUUUCUAUUACUUAGAUUUUUCACAACAUUCAAGGAGUAUCUUGUAGCUAUACAGGUUUAUUAAAUGAGAACAUAUAUUAAAAAUUCCAUAAAUAAGCAGAGCAUUACUUUAAAUAAAUUAUGAUGUCAAAAUUAUUAAUUUCCAUAAACAAGAUAUUUUAUUUUUAAGUUUAGUUAGAGGGAGAGUAAUGAAUUAUGACGGCACGGUGCGCAGCGUUUUAUUAAUGCCCCAUUACUUUCCCCCACCUAAACUUAAAAGUGAAAUAUCUCGUCAACAGGUUGAAGGAAAUCAAAAAUUUUAACAUUGCAAUUUAUAUAAUAUAGGUUCUCAUUUGAAAAAUCCAAGUAUUCGAUAAUAUUGUCUACGCUUAAAAAUUUCAAAAAUCAGAAUUUGAAUACAUCCCAAAUUUAACCAAAACAAACAAUGGGGUGAGUACGGUUAGUGAAUCACCCUUUAUAUAAAUAUCUUUUAAAGAUUAAUUUAAAAUCAAAUUCCUAUGAUUUUUUUUUAUUGAAAUUUGUAAAUACAUUGUUAUUAUAUAUUAUUAAUUCAAACCACUUCUGGUUGGGUUAAUACAAUCUGACAUUUUAAGAAAUAGGUUGAUAAGUUGGGAAAAUAUUCAUUCAGACAUAAAUGAACUCGUUUCUCACAUAAUUUUAAACAUACUGUAUCAUUUACCUAUUGGCAGGUAAAGUAUUAUGGUAUAUUAUAUAUUAUGAUGAAAAAAUAUAAUCGUAUUUAAAAAUUUGCCAACAAAUUCUUGAACAAAAUAAUAAACUAGGCAAAUGAUGAUAGUUGUGAU
Cinara cedri is the source of this 4058-nucleotide messenger RNA. NCBI's taxonomy places the organism in Eukaryota, Metazoa, Arthropoda, Insecta, Hemiptera, Aphididae. The record is from the annotation of a GenBank genome assembly.